Folsomia candida is the source of this 1574-nucleotide messenger RNA. RefSeq lists its product as uncharacterized. The coding region runs from base 107 to 1198 and encodes 363 amino acids. NCBI's taxonomy places the organism in Eukaryota, Metazoa, Arthropoda, Collembola, Entomobryomorpha, Isotomidae. The transcript has 4 exons. The record is from RefSeq and is a predicted model, not a curated record.
UACAAACUCCACAUUUUCAUCCUCAAUCACAUUGUUGGAGUUUCUUAUUUUAUCUCUCCACAUAAAAAUAUAAACUUAGUUAGUUUCAUAGUAGUCAGUUUUAAUUAUGGAUAAAUUCGUGAUUCGGCUAAGCUCCACCCCCUCGACCUCAAGUACUACUGCCUGUGCCAGCAGCACCGUUGACUCUCCUCCUCCCUCGCCAGCAGAACAACCCCCCGUGAAGAAAGCAAAACCUUCCAUCAAGGUCACCCCACCACAACGGGAAACUUCGGUUGAUUGGAGAAGCAGGGUCAUUUUGAGUGAUGACGAUGAGGUUGGAUUUCUCAACUCGCAGGAAGAGUUUGAGAAUUUGUUUAGCGAGGGUCCACCCACCCCCUCCUCAUCCGCUAUUUUGCCCACACCGAGCCGACACACCCAAUCUCCCCUCUUCACAGUACGAAUGACAAUUUUUAACCACCUCCAGGAGAAAUAUCCCUUGAUUGAGUUCACCUUCGAUACUGUCGAGUCAACUGCCGAGUACAAGGAUCUCAUGGAAUUGUGGAAUAAACAUUUCAAAAAGUUUGAGAAGAGUGACCCAUGGAAAGCGGCGUCUCCACCCGGUGUAACGUUUCUUCACGACAAUCAACCAGUGGGAGUGAAGUAUGUUGGGGGGAGAUUGUUUUAUAAAGUCAAGAAGGGGGGAGAGAAACUUGUGUGGAAUACCUCUGUCGGAUCCAAAUGCAGGGUGGAAAAUUGUCCUGAGAGGACUCAUUUGGAAGGACAUUGCUACAAGCACAACACAGUGAAAAGGGAGAUUUUGAUGAUUAGGGACGUGGCCAAUUUGGACAAGGUGAACAUGGCCUUCGUUCAGCCGGAAUUGAGGAAGGAAAGGUUCACUGAUCUCGGAUUAAAUUUAUGUCUACGAGGAGCGCAUUACGAUGGUCGGGCAUUCGGCCAAUACCUCGACAAAUUUCCUAAUGCGUGGUUUGUAAUAGAGAAACGUUGGGAAAAUCUCACCAUGGAAAGCACGACGAAGUUUCAAACUUUAGAGAUUCUAAUGUCUCUCAUGGUGUCAUUUCACAACUCUGUCGCUACAAAACCAGCAGAGCAGAUCAAACUCAUAAAUUGUGACAUGUGUACAAAGUCUGGAAACUUGGAUGACGUGAACAAAAUUUUAGCGUUAAACAACGUUAGGCCACAAGGGGGUUCUCGUCGCUAACAUGUUGGGAAUGAAGACAGUCGGUGGUCACGAUGUUUACAAUUUAGCUGAAAAGUUCACCCAUUUCGAUCAUGGCUGGGAUGAAGAUAUUUUUAAAGAUUUUUUUGUCAUGAUAACGGGUAAAGAUAUUGUUGUAAAGAAAGAUAAGCUCAAAACUGUUCCGACAGAGGUGGAUUUUAUGGUGCCGAUAUAUAAGACUGUAGGGGCUGGGGAGAAGAAGCGACAGGUUUUAGAUACCGACAAGAUGAAAAAAGAGGGUGUUCAGAAGAAGGUUUACGAGAAACUUAUUAUUAAUUGGAUUUAAGAGCACUUGUUAAACUAUGUCAUGUUAAACUAUUAUAUUAAUAAAUGAAUUUGUUGGACCGGAUAGGCUAGA